Messenger RNA from Gadus chalcogrammus (walleye pollock), 3888 nucleotides. RefSeq lists its product as uncharacterized. The record is from RefSeq and is a predicted model, not a curated record. The transcript is spliced from 11 exons. Gene Ontology annotation, molecular function: protein binding. Gene Ontology annotation, biological process: cell division. Lineage: Eukaryota; Metazoa; Chordata; Actinopteri; Gadiformes; Gadidae.
CGUAGUGUCCGAAUUCUCGUUUGUUCGUUCCCUAUAUAGUGCACUAUAUCAUGAACAUUAUAGGGAAUAGUGAGUGAGUGUAUAGGGAACGAUUUCGAACACAGCUACUGUGUGUGGUACCCAGACCUCUUCUCGGUUUGGCGUUAGCCAGGGCAGGCUAAUUAAGAUUUGCAGUCUGCUAAAGAUGUCCUCGGUGGUUUCCGUAGUUGCCAACAGAGAGGCGCAUGCGCAGAACGUGUGAAACGCUCUCCAUGCUUGUGGCCGUUGGUCCUACUGUCAACUUGAUGUUCUAACUUAAGUUCAAUUCAGAAACAGCAAUUAGCAGUACAGUACCAUGGGAGGGCAGGCAAAGGGCAAAAAGAAGAACAAAACGAAAAGAAAAGACAACCACUCAAAUGGAGGUACAGGAAUGGCUGACCUAUCGCCUCACGAAAGGGUCAAACUACGUAUGCAGGAGAAAGCCAAGAAAAAGACAGCCGAGAGAUAUUCUGUCCAACAACUCCUAGAAAAGACGGAGGAGUGCAUGGACAGCUUCGACUUUGAGAUGGCAAAUCGCUUCUGUCAGCGGGCGCUGGAUGUAGAGCCGACCCAUCUACAGGCACUAGACAUCCUGGGACACAUCUGCUCAGAGCUAGGAGACAGACAGAAAGCUAAAGAAGUGUUUCUGCGUGCUGUGGAGAUAAGUCCAAAUGAAGGCCACAGUAAAUACAUGUUACUGGGACAGAUACACAGUGGACCAGAAGCUGUGGAAUACUACACUAAAGGAAUAGAGAUACUGCUGUCCGUUCUGGAGAAAGAAAAACAGACCACUGCCCUGGUAGGAGCUUGCGCAGCUUCUGAUGAGGAUGCUGAAAUACCAACAACCAAAGACGUAUGUGUGGCCUACUGCUCUGUGGCAGAGAUCUACCUGACAGACCUCUGCAUGGAGGAGGGAGCGGCGGACAAGUGCAGAGAGUCCAUAGAGAAGGCAUUGCAUUAUCACCAUGACAACCCCGAGGCUCUCCAGCUCAUGGCGAGCUAUCUGUUCAGUGCUGAGAGGAACCAGGAAGGAAAAGACUAUCUCAUGAGGAGUGUGGGGGCAUGGCUUCCUGCCUUCAAACAAGCAGAAGCUUCAUCUGGCCUGGAGGACGAACACGACCAGGUGAGACGCUCCCAAUAACACAAUCCCCCCUAUGAUUCCCGCAUCAGUACUGCCAAACUACUAAUUGAGACCGAAGAAUUUGAGAUGGCGGUGGAUGUGUUGGAGGGGCUUCUAGAAGAGGAUGACGAGGUGGUCCAGGUCUGGUAUUUGUCUGGCUGGGUGUGCUACCUUCAGAUGCAGCGAGCGGGAGAGCACUUGGCUGGAGAGGCCAGAGAGUCAACAGAGGCAGAACAAGAGGAGUACGAUGCCUUGAAGGAGGCAGCGAGGUCGUACCUGACCAGAGCUAAGAAGCUCUACAUCAAGCUGGGCUGUGAUGACCAGCCCAUCCUGGACCACGCUGAGUAGCUGCUGGGGGAGCUGGGAGGUGAGACCGAGGGGGACGAGGAGCAGGGAGACCCCAACCUGGCUGGGGACUACGAACCCUGCAGCGACGAAGAGGAGGAGGAGGAGGAGGAGGAGGGGGAUGCAGUCAUGGAGCACUGAGAGCCCUGGAUCCCAGCGAGGUUCAUUGACUGUUGCUUAUUGUCUGCCUAACUGACUUUGGUGAAGUUAUACCAUCGUCUUUUUAAUCGCCGUGUUUAUUCAAAUAUGAACUGUUUGUGAACUAGACACAUUAAAGGAAGUCAGUCCAUUGGUUGUUUUUACUCUAUAUUUCAAAGUGUCGAAGAGGUUGAAACGGAUGGAAAUCCACCAUUGAUCUUCUCCACGAAUGCUAAUGAAAACAUGCAUGUGGUUUUAGAGUACAUUCUUGGCAAGGAAGGAGGGAAAAUAUGUUAUCCCCAUCACAUAAGUACAUGUAAAACUACAGCUUACCACUUCUAUUCAUCUCUUGACAGUAGGGUCUAGCAAACGUGUCAAAUCUAUUAACCCAGGUUAAUUUCCCUAUGGGGACGGAGCUCUGCCAGGCGGAGGAGUUUCAGGCAGAUAAAGGCUAAACCAAUAGAAGGCAAGUUGGGGAAACAAGCCAUCAUGGGCUGUAUAAACGUAGUUGAAAGAAAUCGACAAAGACCAAUAUUUACAUGCAAUGUCAUUCACUUUGUCACCAUGGGACAGUGUGUGAAGUACUCGAUACACGGCUAAGGCUGCAGAUGUCUGGCACCAAAGAAGAACGUGUGCUUUAUUUUUGCUCUUUGAAAAGGCUCAGUCUUCGAUUAGGGUAAUGAAAGGACCGAGCUAAUAACUUGAAAGGCUGCACUCUUGACCCAGCCAGCUAAAUAACAUGGAGCGGUUUAAAUGCUCUGUAUUUUGGGCGGAGGGAACUACAACUGAAAAUAAACUUCAGAACAAGUUGUAGAAAUGCAGACUCCAAUACUAUAAGUCGGCGGUCGGCUUAGCUCAGGACGUAGAGCAUUUGUCUUGUAACCGAAAGGUUGGUAGUUCGAUCCCUAGCUCCUAGCGAGUGUUGAUGUGUCCCUGAGCAAGGCACUUAACUGCUCCUGACGAGCUGGCUGUUGCCUUGCAUGGUUGACUCUGCCGUCGGUGUGUCAAUGUGUGUAUUAACCGGUGUAAGUCGCUUUGGGUAAAAGCGUCUGCUAAAUGCCCUAAUUGUAAUUGUAAUUAUAAGUCUGAACAGACUUACUCGUACUGUCAUUCUACUUUCUUUCUGAGGCCCCGUUUACACAAGGGCGCUUGCGGGUAAAAAAGACAAAAUAUUUUAUCUGAAGUGCCUUUCGUUUAGGCGGGGACAGCGUUUUUGGGGCUUAAAAUCGCAAAAAUCUGAAACCACCCUUCAAAGUGUAAAAAUUGAAUACGCUCCGUCAUAGCGUUUCCGUCUACACUGUCAAGACGCAAAACUCUGCUCAGAUCUGCUCACGUCGCGUACGCGAUUACGUUGCAUAUGUAACCGGUUAGUUUCUGGCGUUGUCUGCGUUGUGUUUUGAUGAAGAGGCCCAGACCAGGGCCCCAUUUCCCGAAAGCAUCGUUAGCCUAAGUGGAUCGUGAAGUGCGUCGUACGAGCAUCGUACAGUUUUCACACAGUUUCCCGAAAGCAUCGUUGGUAACGUCGUGAAAACGCUCAUAGCUAACGAGGACUCCAGGGGUACUCGUAGGAUGCUAAAAGCAUCGUUAGCCUACUACAGCCCCAGUGGCGUCACCAGCGGACAUUCCUUGUAUUGGAUGUGUUUUAUUAAAACACAUCCAAUACCACGGAAUGCCCAGCUGGCACAAAUUCGCAACCAAAAACAGUGGUUACCACCGAUAUAUUACUCAUAGACUACUGUUAGAUUUAAACAGCAAAGAUAGACAUGUUAGAAGUCAACAACAACAUAAUUUAUUGCAGCAAUUUAAAAUUCCCAAAAUACAUGCGCAGCCGAAAUGUACCGAUCAAUCGCCACGUCACAAGGCAUAUAAUAAAAUCAAAUGAUUCUAUCGCUCUUGUGUGGGAGGUCACUUUCGAGCUGCACUUGCUGUCUCCCUCUGAUUUUAAUUCAACCAUCGUGGUUAAAAUUUCCUCAUAUUGAUCAUCAAUGACAGAAGACAUAGGCUACUGUAGACUUGAAUCAUGCUGAGACCAGACUGUCGGAUAAUUUCUGCAGGCGUUUUUUGUUGCGAUUGUUUGCAUUAAGCACUGUAGGCGCUUCAGUGGCUGUGAUGAAGUUCACUAUUUAUUAGAACGUGUCUAGACAGUAACGAACAUCCCUGACCAUAGUUAAUCGCGAUUGUAGUCUACUAUGGAAGUAAAUCUGUGCCAUCGGGUUUUGAAAAUAAAAACACAUUGAAUUAUAAGCACUGAAUAUUUAUGCAUUGAA